AUGUUGCAAGGAAGAAGGCCUACCACCAGGGCACAAACCAGAGCAGAACCAACACAGACAGCAACACCUCCAGUAUGGUCAAGACAAGGAAGAACAGCAGCACCACCUCCCUUUCCUCAACCCGAUGUCACUCGUGUCCACACCAGAGAACAAGCAGACACAUUCUACAAAGCUAGAACACAUUGGCUGCAGUAUUACGCAGGAAGCCACCCACAGCUAAUACCCAGAACCCAACACAAUCCCCCAGUAACUGAAUCAGAUGUCUACGACAAAAACAAUUUUGAAGAAUUUGCAGCGGCAGACCAACCGAUACCACCUCCCACACCACAGAUACUCCCCAUACUCCCCAUAGCUCCCAACUCAUUUCCUAUUCCACCAACAUGCACCAUGUCCAACGCUACAGCAGCCAAACCCACCAAGUUUGGACAGAUAGAUGAUUUUGAUGGAAUGCCAGACCAAGCCAACAGAUGGAUGCUAUCAGCCAAAGCAUAUUUUGACAUAAACAAUGCCAUCUAUGGCUUGGAUAAAAAGAAAGUUUUUGAAGCACUUUCCCACAUGAAAGAAGGAGCUGCCCUAGAAUACCCAACAUGGACGGACUUCAAAUCCGACUUUAAUGGGACAUUUAUCACGGAAGAUGUAAAAGGCGCGGCCAGCGCAGCCCUCAUGACAAUGAAAAUUGAAACAGGAGAAACAGCAGCAAAGUUCAACUCCCGUUUCAUGGUAGAAGCAGGAAAAAGCGGCUUAAACAACGAAGGACUAAUCAUGGUGUACAAGAGUUCUAUAUGCCCAUACCUCCUUCAAAAUGUCCUUAACUCCUCCACACAACCCAAAAAUAUUGCAGGAUGGAUGAGCACUGUCGCUGGCCUAGACGCCAACUGGAUGAACUUGAACAGUAUCAGUGAAAGGAAGUGGGGAAAGAAGGGAGAAAAGAAGAAGGAGAAAAAAGGAGGAAGAAGCCAGUCUUCCUCGGCAAAGCAUUUAACCAAGGACAAAGAAGAUUCACUCAAAUGA
This is a messenger RNA of Serpula lacrymans var. lacrymans S7.9, 1011 nucleotides long. RefSeq lists its product as uncharacterized. The record is from RefSeq and is a predicted model, not a curated record. NCBI's taxonomy places the organism in Eukaryota, Fungi, Basidiomycota, Agaricomycetes, Boletales, Serpulaceae. The transcript has 3 exons. The coding region runs from base 1 to 1011 and encodes 336 amino acids.